AUGCUUCCAAUUCAAAUAUAUCCUGACAACUAUAAUGAUGAAGUAUUACCUUCACCUCAAAAUAUUAAGCAUAUAAAGAUUUCAUUACAUAAUUAUUCAUUUUUCACCAAUCUUUUAAUAAAUCAAAAUUUUUAUCGAGCGUUACUUAUCGGAUAUUUUGAGAAAGCAUGGGACUGUGAUAAUUUAUCAGAAUUAAUCGAUUUAUUUUUUAACCAACCUAAUACUACUGAAGAUGGCUUAAAAGGAAAGCAUGAUAAUUCGAUACAUAGAGAUAAUAAACCAAGGUUAAACUUUUAUGAAUCUAAGACUGCAAUGAUAAGAAAGUGGUAUUGGAAAACAAUAUUAUGUAAUGAUGAUGCUGGAGGCGUUAAAUCCAAACAAGAGUUUGAUGAAAUGUUGCAUUCACUUUGGCCAGCUGAAGGUGUAGAUCAAGAUUUUAUUGCCAGCAUAGCACAGAAUGAUGUUUGUUUUGAUCUAAGACUUGAAGCUAUUGUAUAUAUUAUAUUAUAG
This is a messenger RNA of Racocetra fulgida, 510 nucleotides long. Lineage: Eukaryota; Fungi; Glomeromycota; Glomeromycetes; Diversisporales; Gigasporaceae. The record is from the annotation of a GenBank genome assembly.